This is a messenger RNA of Mauremys reevesii (Reeves's turtle), 2441 nucleotides long. It is a transcript of the gene ZC3H10, whose product is annotated as zinc finger CCCH-type containing 10. Gene Ontology annotation, molecular function: metal ion binding. The transcript has 3 exons. NCBI's taxonomy places the organism in Eukaryota, Metazoa, Chordata, Testudines, Geoemydidae. The record is from RefSeq and is a predicted model, not a curated record. Bases 253 to 1437 code for a protein of 394 amino acids.
GUAACCCCGACGGGCUGCGCGCGCUGCAUGCUGGGAGGAUCCGGCCGGAAGGACCAUAGAGUAGUUCCGGUGGAGGGCGGAAGAGGCCGCUCUUUGUGGCUGCUGGAGCAGGACGCGGCCGGAGAGCGGGACUUUGAUCUCAAAUCAAGUCAGCUCCUCUAGCUGUGAUCCGGCCUGGGGUGACUUUGAAGAUUUUGGAUCUUACAGUUGCCUGAGCUCGCGCCACCAGGAGGGGAGGGCGUAGGUGGGAAAAUGCCCGACCGUGACAACUACAACAAUGGCAGUAGCGGCGACGAGGCGGGCGCCAACUCCGACGACAUCUGCCGCGACUUCCUGCGCAACGUCUGUAAGCGAGGCAAGCGCUGCCGCUUCCGGCACCCCGACAUCAGCGAGGUCACCAACCUGGGUGUGCGCAAGAACGAAUUCAUCUUCUGCCACGACUUCCAGAACAAGGAGUGCGUGCGCCUCAACUGCCGCUUCAUCCACGGCACCAAGGAGGACGAGGACUAUUACAAGAAGACGGGGGAGCUGCCCCUGCGCCUGCGCCAGAAGGUGGCGGCUGGACUCGGCCUCUCCCCGGCGGACCUGCCGAACAGCAAGGAGGAGGUGCCGAUAUGCAGGGACUUCCUGAAGGGCGACUGCCAGCGGGGAGCCAAGUGCAAGUUCCAGCACUUGCAGCGGGAGUACGAGUACGACGCCCGGGUCAUUGCGGCCCGGGACCCCAGCAUUGCCACCACCGUGCGCCGCUACGACCCCUACGACGUCAUGUAUGACCCCGACCGCUACGACGACCACGACCCGGUGCUGAAGCGGAGGCGGGUGGACGGGCUGCACUUCGAAACCUACGAGUACAGCUUCACCAACCCGCGCACGGUGGAGUACCGGCUCCUGGAGGAGGAGAACAUCAUGCUGCGCAAGCGCGUGGAGGACCUCAAGAAGCAGGUCAACAACCUGCUGGCGACCAACGAGGUGCUGCUGGAGCAGAACGCCCAGUUCCGAAACCAGGCCAAAGUCAUGACUCUCAGCUCCACCGCCACGGCCACCGAGCAGACCCUGGCCCCGACCGUGGGCACUGUCACCAAUUAUAACCACAGCAUUGCCCAGACUCACACCACGCUCAGCAGCCAGGCCCUCCAGCCGCGCCCCGUCACCCAGCAGGAUUUGGUGGCUCCGGCCGGAGCGCAGGCAGCACCCCCCACCAACGCAGCGCCCCCCAUGAACCCUGAAAUCACCCCACUCUCGGCUGCUCUGGCUCAGACCAUCGCACAGGGCAUGGCUCCUCCGGUCUCCAUGGCGCCCGUGGCAGUGUCGGUGGCGCCCGUGGCAGUUUCAAUGGCACAGCCGCUGGGAGGUAUCACCAUGAGCCACGCCACCACGCCCAUGGUGACAUACCCCAUUGCGUCGCAGAGCAUGAGGAUAACAGCCAUGCCACACUAACCGCCCCCAAAGGGCCACAUGUACCGCCAUGGGUCCGUGCUGUUCGGAACCACCCCUGGCAGGUGGAAGGGCUCUGUCACUGGCAGGAGUUGCUCCUUCCUUUGGGGAGACUGGAACCGAGAAGGGAGAGAAUUGAACUGAAACCCUUGGAAACCUCUCUCCCCUUUCAGGGAUGGGCUUUCCACCCUGCAGGCGAGUGACUUGGAUUUCCCUUAACCCCUAGCAACCACACGUGGUCUUCCACAAGGCAGCAGAAUUCAGGGAUGAAGGGCUUUAAUGCCACAUGAUUCGAAGGGUACAGUAACCUCAGAGCCUUUGCCCAUCACCUGUAUCUUUGCCCGAAUACCUGCCCCUCUGUACCCACUGUGCAAGCCCCUCCAUAGCCCUGCGAGUUCAGGAACUCAGUAUAUCGCCUGGCUAUGGCAGUAUCAUUUCACUGACAGGACACACCAGAAUGGAGGCUGUAGGGAAAUCACCCCCAGGGGUGGGAGCUUGGGUCCCCUGGCUCGCUGCUCUCUAGAGAUACUCCCGGGCUUCCCUGGGCUCAGGCAGAAUCAGGGAAGUGAGCCUCCCCCAGAACUGGCAGAAAGGCUGGGUCUGUCUGGCAGCCCUCUCCUAGGGGGAAUGGCCCUGGGGCAGCUUUGCCUGGUGAUGAAAUGGUUAAAUCAAAUAGGAUUUGUAAACUGAGCCCUGGUGCUUUAAAAGGGGGCAGCAGAACCUGGACUCUAGGAAACCGUCUCUGCGGUGGCCUUGAGAGCAUCCCUGUUCCAGUCACCCUGCCAGGGAGAGGGGGGCACAUUCCUAGGCCCAUCUGGAUCCCAAGUGGGGAGGUGUCACCAGUUCCAGCAGACGUUGUUGCCGAAUUGCUCAUAAACCCCGUUGCGGGGGUGGGGCACUACUUAAACGUGAUAGCGUCUGACCCCGCUUUGCCUUGCAGCCCGCGGGGCGGGGGUUGUGUUCUGCUUGAGGUCGUGGGUUGAAAUAAACUCGUCUCUGUUGCUUUA